CGCGUCUUUCUCCGUCUCUCUCCUUUCCUUCUCUUGCCCUAAUCCGACAUCUCUUCGUCUUUCUGGAUAUUGUCUCAUUAUCUCUUCACUUCGUUCGAAUCCGCCGUUUUUCCGAUCGAUUUCGAACCUUUGGAACCCCCAAAGUUUCCGAAUUGCCUUCUCGAUCGGCGCUUCCUAUUGUUUCCUUGAGUAGUUUCGCAUCUGCCGUCUUGACUUGAUCGAGAUCCGUAAACUGUUUAGGAUUCAAUCUCUAUUGGAUCGAUCUCGGAGAUGGAUCCGAUGGACAUCGUCGGGAAGUCAAAAGACGACGUCUCGCUUCCUAAAGCAACCAUGUUUAAGAUUAUUAAAGAAAUGCUGCCACCUGAUGUUCGUGUAGCAAGAGAUGCUCAGGACCUUCUUGUUGAGUGUUGCGUAGAAUUCAUCAACCUUCUUUCUUCCGAGUCUAAUGAAGUCUGCAGUCGAGAGGAAAAAAGAACAAUUGCCCCUGAGCAUGUUCUCAAGGCUCUAGAGGUUCUCGGUUUUGGGGACUACAUUGAGGAUGUUUAUGCAGCAUACGAACAACAUAAGCUUGACACUUUGGACUCGCCAAAAGUUGGUAAAUUUGGAGGAUCAGAGAUGACCGAGGAAGAAGCAAUGGCAGCGCAGCAAAGGAUGUUUGCUGAGGCUCGUGCUAGAAUGAACAAUGGAGUUAGCGUGCAGAGGCAGUCAGACUCAGACCGCAGUUUAGACAGCUAAUAUUAAACCCCAGCAUUGUACAUUGUCUAUCAAGUGUUUUGGUCAUAGCUUCGAUGAAACUUGGUAUGUGCCUGUCUUUUGGAUUGCACUUCUGUGCUCCUAGUUAUGAACUUGGUAAAUUGGAUGCUCUCUCAGUACGUUCAGAUACACCAAGACAUGAACACUGCUUUUUUCAAAGUACAUAUAUGCAUGUAAUGUUCUGUUUUUUGCUCCAUUCUGGGAGCUUGGUGGACUUUCUUCUCCUUUUUCUCCA
Molecule: messenger RNA, 988 nt
Organism: Phoenix dactylifera (date palm)
Lineage: Eukaryota; Viridiplantae; Streptophyta; Magnoliopsida; Arecales; Arecaceae
Product: protein Dr1 homolog
Molecular function (GO): protein heterodimerization activity
Source: RefSeq, a predicted model, not a curated record